Molecule: messenger RNA, 805 nt
Organism: Saprolegnia parasitica CBS 223.65
Lineage: Eukaryota; Oomycota; Saprolegniomycetes; Saprolegniales; Saprolegniaceae
Exons: 1
Coding region: 17-805 (262 amino acids)
Source: RefSeq, a predicted model, not a curated record
GAUUUGGCGAGCAGCGAUGGCCGACCCGAUGGCCGCUGCGAUGCAGCAGUACACUGCGUCGAUGCAAGCUCAGUUCGCCGCCGUCAUGGACAAGGUGCGAUCGAGCAUGGAGCAGAGCUCGGGCAUGGCCGGCAUGAUGAACGAUAUGCUGGAGAACCUUCUCCUCCAGAGCCUUCGCGUCGCCUGCGUCGUCGCGUCCAGCCCGUCGAUGGCCGUUGACGUCCGCGCCACCAACCUCGGUACGAUCCCGAUCCCAGUCGUCGCCAUUGCCAUUGCGCUGCGCCCGCACGAGCGCCCGGAUGCCGACUACGAGCUGCUGACGCGGUCGGUGCCACAAGACCUCGCUGUGCACGACGCGAUCAACGUUCUCGUACCACUGGCGCUGCCAUCUCUCGGUCAGUUCGACGGCCGCAUCGCGGUGUCAUGCGUCAGCCCUGGCACUGGCAAGCGCCUCGAGACGUCGCACGAGUUCAGCAUCUAUUACCUCCAGCAGCUCAGCAUCGAACACUCGACGAGUACGGCGAUUCCCGAUGCCCCAGCGACGACCGUUCGAGGCCUGGACCUCGCCAAGCUGCGCGGCCUCUUGCGCUUGUCGCCGCGGGACGCUUUGGCCACCCACGGUGGAUACCUGCUUCUCGGUCCGGAUCAAGCUCCAUGGUUUGUGCUGCGGCUGCUUGACGGCGACAGCACACACGCCGACGUCGGUGUCGUCGCCUCAAGUUCGUCGCCAAUCGACGUGGGCACCAUUGCACACGAGCUCACACUGCUUGCAGGCCCACGUCGGGUAGACCAGCUACGCAGUUAG